AGCCGCGCGCUAGGCCGGUCGGGCGCCGGGGUCCGGGCCCCCCGCCGCGAUGCCGAGCCCCCGCAGGAACGCGGACGGACGCCCGCUGGCCGCCCCCGCCUCGAGCAGCAGCAGCCCCGGCAGCCCGGCCCGCGGCGGCGGCGGCAGGUUCGAGUUCCAGUCGCUGCUCAGCAGCCGCGCGCCGGGCUUGGACCCCGCCUGCGGCCGGCUCCGCGCGCCCGAGAGCCCGGUGCACCGCCGCGGCUCCUUCCCGCUGGCCGGGGCGGGCCCCCCGCAGGCGCCCCCGGCCGCGCUGCCCGACGACGACCGCAUGGACCUGAACCCGUCGUUCCUGGGCAUCGCCCUGCGCUCCCUGCUGGCCAUCGACCUGUGGCUGUCCAAGAAGCUGGGGGUGUGCGCCGGGGAGAGCUCGUCCUGGGGCAGCAUGCGGCCCCUGAUGAAGCUGCUGGAGAUCUCGGGCCACGGCAUCCUCUGGCUGCUGGGCACCCUCUACUGCCUCUCCAGGAGCGACAGCUGGGCCGGGCGCGAGGUGCUCAUGAACCUGCUCUUCGCCCUGCUGUUGGACCUGCUGCUGGUGACCCUGAUCAAGGGGCUGGUGCGCAGGCGCCGCCCGGCCCACAACCAGAUGGACAUGUUUGUCACCCUCUCGGUGGACAAGUACUCCUUCCCCUCGGGCCAUGCCACCAGGGCCGCCCUGGUGUCCCGGUUCAUCCUGAACCACUUGGUGCUGGCCAUCCCGCUGAGGGUGCUGGUGGUACUGUGGGCUUUCAUCUUGGGCCUCUCCAGGGUCAUGCUGGGGCGGCACAAUGUCACCGACGUGGCUUUUGGCUUUUUUCUGGGCUACACGCAGUACAGCAUCGUGGACUAUUGCUGGCUUUCGCCGCACACUGCCCCGGUCCUCUUCCUGCUGUGGAACCAGCAAUGACACCGGCUCAUUCAUCAGGGCACCAGGAGAUGGAAGGUUUCCACGUGUGACCAUGUGACAAAAACCAGCAGCUACUCCUGCUCUCCCCUUUAAGGACAUUUCAGGCUUCUUCUGAGAUUUCAGGUGUCAUACCAUCUUGACGGCUUGCUAGGCCAGAGAACGUGCUGGCCAUCAGGACCACAGCCAUAUAACAGCCGAAAAAAAGGCAAAAAAAAAAAAAAAAAACACCUCUCUAUUAUAUAUUUAUUCAACAAUGAUUUAUAUCUCCAGGACAACUGCAAAGAAAACAAGCUGGGGUGAUUAUAAUAUUGCUGUUUUUAAAAGUUGACAUCAGUAAAUUCUGUGUUUUGUAGUUAUCCUGUAACUCAACGUAUCACCUGUAAAGUGAACUUCGUGGAAAAAAAGCAAAACAUGGUCUUCAUUCUGUAAAUGUACAUGCAGAUGAGCCACCUACUAAGCCUAGUUCUUCUCCUGAGAGAACAAGCCAAGAACUUACUUGAAGAAGCAGCACUUAAUGUAGAUAUGGGCAUAUCUACAGUGCCCAUGGAAAAAGAUGGGACUGUGACCAAAUGCUUAACUCUGUUGACAACAAAUAGCAUGGCAUGAGACAGGGCAGAAGAACUCAUUGAGGACGUCAGCAGCUGAGAGUCUGGGCAUGGGCUUACCAUGUAUAUGUCAGUGGGCCACUCUGGCCGGAAAUGGGACUGUUCUGCCCAUUACCUCUACUGAUAAAGAAUGAUGCUUCUGUACUAAGGUAACAAAAUAGGAAAAUAACUCGAUUCUUUGCAGUGCAAGGGCAUAAACUUUCUCAUAUGUACCACAAGGAUGACCCUGUAUAGUAUAGUUUUUCAUAUGGAAUUCCAUUUCCCCGUGUACAGCACACUUUAGGUAACAGUAUUUGACUUGAAACUCAUCAGGGGAGCCCCCUGCUAUACCAGGC
Messenger RNA from Hyaena hyaena (striped hyena), 1865 nucleotides. RefSeq names its product phospholipid phosphatase 6 (gene PLPP6). Lineage: Eukaryota; Metazoa; Chordata; Mammalia; Carnivora; Hyaenidae. Gene Ontology annotation, molecular function: sphingosine-1-phosphate phosphatase activity. Bases 50 to 925 code for a protein of 291 amino acids. The record is from RefSeq and is a predicted model, not a curated record. The transcript is spliced from 2 exons.